Messenger RNA from Parnassius apollo (apollo), 360 nucleotides. NCBI's taxonomy places the organism in Eukaryota, Metazoa, Arthropoda, Insecta, Lepidoptera, Papilionidae. The record is from the annotation of a GenBank genome assembly.
AUGCAUCGCUUUUUUGCAGAGCUGGAGUCAUCUCUAUCCGUCACUGAGCAAAACCUGGCAGACCGAGUUCGGUACAUCCUGCGCUCCAACAUAUUUGGUGAUGCCGAACUCGAACGACUACGAUGUGAGGCUCCUUCAUCGAAUGAAAAUGCUACGGCUGGGAAUGCGGCGCCACUAGAUGCGCAACAAACUGCAUAUGUGGAUGCUGCCGUCAAUAUUCCAUUUGUGGCUAAUUCAGACGAUGAUGGAAUAGUCUCCCACGAACUAGAGAAAAUGAGGAGCAUAUUGGAAGAGUCGAUGCUGGAAACGCGCAGCAUGCCUCUCGAAAAUCGACCGCGACUUCCCCCGCAUACCCCUUAG